Molecule: messenger RNA, 5517 nt
Organism: Cyanistes caeruleus (blue tit)
Lineage: Eukaryota; Metazoa; Chordata; Aves; Passeriformes; Paridae
Source: RefSeq, a predicted model, not a curated record
UGCUGCAGUAUUUGUGCAGAUGUUGGCAGGGGCAGCUCUGCAGGUGUAACUUCUCCUCCCAGAGCAGAUCCGAGACAACGUCUGCUACGGGAUCCGCGUGUCCGCGCUCUACCAGGGCAGGGCUGGCCAGGCAGCCUCCGUCAGGGCCAACUCCACAGCACAAGCCCCAUCAGCCGGGCCCCAGAUGUUCGCAACGCCCUGGGCCAGCGGUGUCCUGGUGUCCUGGGAGGAGAUCCCAGCUCCCCAGCAGAGGGGCUGCAUCACUGCCUAUCACAUCUACCUGCACAGGAGCUCCAGGCAGGGCCAGCCCGAGGUCCAUGCCGUUCCCUUUGGGAAGGUUCCUCGUUCCCUGCACAUCGCGGCGCUGCAGCCCGGGGAGCACCACGAGCUCUGGAUGACAGCGGCGACAGCGGCCGGGGAGGGCCCCCGGGGCAACAGCGACAGCGUCUGCCUGGAGGGUGCUGGGGACUGGCUGACUCUGGUGCUCAUCUGCAGCUUCCUCAUCCUCUCAGCCUGCGUUUGUUCUGUGCCUCCAGCCAGGAAAGUGUUCCAGUGGCUCCUGUCGCUCCUCCUGCCACAGUGGCACAGCAAAGCCAUUCCCGACCCUGCCAACGCCACGUGGGCCAGGAGCUUAACGGCUACCAAGGCAGAGCUGAGCGCUCCCUCCAGCCCCUUCCUGCCCAGCGGCUUCCAAGAGCCCGAAACGACCCCGGUGGAGGAGAGCUGGGCUGAGCCCCCCGAGCCUGGGGACAAGCUGCUGCUGGGCAGCGCUGGCAGCAGGGGACACUGGCCACAGCUCUACCAGAGGCUGCUGCUGGAGCCCGAGUACAUCUCCAGCCCCGGCCCCUCCGCACGGAGCCCCGAGCCCGAGCCCGAGCCCAUUCCCCUCUUCCCAUUCCUGCCCCCCGGGCCCUGCUGCCAAGGGAACCUGAGCCUGGAUGGAGUGAAACUCAGCGGCAGCUCCUUCCCGAGGUAGGCAGGUGGCGAUGUGAGCCCGCCAGGAAUUUGGGCACGAUGGGUGACUCUGGUGCUCGUCUGCAGCUUCCUCAUCCUCUCAGCCAGGAAAGUGUGAGUGGAUCCAUCGGCUGAGUCCCGAUAAAACCGGGCUGUUUGUUGGGAGGGAUUAAACCCCAGAAUGGUUUGGGUUGAAAGAGAUCUUAAAUCCCACCCAGAGCCACUCCUGCCAUGGCAGGGACACCUCCCACUGCCCCAGGCUGCUCCCAGUGAGCCCAGCCUGGAUUUUGGCACUUUGCAGAGUAUUUUGGUGUUUCAAUGUGAUCUCAGCCUGGAUUUUGGCACUUUGCAGAGUAUUUUGGUGUUUCAGCAUGAGCUCAGCCUCGAUUUUGGUACUUUACAGAAUAUUCCAGUGUGUUUUGAUAUGAGCCCAGCCAGGAUUUUGGUACUUUGCAGAAUAUUUCAGUUUUGAUAUGAGCCAGGAUUUUGGCACUUUACAAAAUAUUUCAGCGUUUCAGCACAGCCAGUCCAGUCUCAUGUGACACCUCCAAGUGACAAAACCCUUCCCCAGUCACACCUCACCACAGCUGCUCCUCUGCAGCCUGGAGUCAGAGCUACAGCUGGGGAUGCCAGAGAUGGAUUUGGGGAGCCCUUGCUGCAGCCUGGGCUGCCUCAAGCCCUGUCCCACCAGUGCUUCAGCCUGGCUGGAUCAGAGCUGGAAAUCAUCAUUUCCUCCUGAAAGAGCAAGGAACAGCAAAAGGGAGGGAUGGAAAGGCAAAAGGGAGGGAUGGAAAGGCAAAAGGGAGGGAUGGAAAGGCAAAAGGGAGGGAUGGAAAGGCAAAAGGGAGGGAUGGAACUGCAAAAGGGAGGGAUGGAACUGCAAAAGGGAGGGAUGGAAAGGCAAAAGGGAGGGAUGGAAAGGCAAAAGGGAGGGAUGGAACUGCUCAGCACCUCUUGUUCCUCCCCUGGCACCAAGUCACAGAGCCCCCAGUGACACCAGACCCACGAGGGACACGGCACCUUCCUUGCCUCAGUUCAGGGCAGGAAAAUUCCUGACCAGAACUAAAAGCAGCAGGCAGCAUCUGUACUCAGCCAAAUGGAUUGUCAAGAGGAAUUUAAGUGAUUUAUUGGAGUGCUCUAAUUACAGGCUGGAAGGGUGUUACACAUUUAAUGACUUUGUUUACCAGAUGUGUGUAUAUAAAUAAAAUGUUGGAAAUCUGAACUUGGCUUCCUGUUGUUUUCUCUGGUCAAGCUCCAGCUUUACACAGAACAAUUAAAAAUUAAAAAUAAAGCUGAAAUGUUGCAGUUAGAGAUGGAAUAGUCCAGGUAUGAACUUACCUGGAGCAUCCUCUGCCUCCCCAGGAUGCUGAUGCCACCACUCAAGUGCAGAUUUGGGUAUUGCCAAACACCAGCUCAGCCUUUUCACUUUGGGCUCCUGAGGUCUGGUCCCACCUGUGUCACCUGGCUGCGUGUCACCAAAGGAAAACAUCUCCUCAGAACUGGGUCACACAUCCAAAAAACCAGAACCUGCUGCCUGCUCUCCACACCCUGCCUGGGAACCACCCUGGCCAGAGGAUUCUGCCUGAGCCCCACAGCUCAGCUCUGCAAAUCAAACUGAACUAGAAAGGCAGAUUAGAUGCCAAAAAAGGGGUUUAUUUAUAAAGCAUUAUUUUACCACUCAUCUUUUUCUGCAUGUUGAUUUUUGAUCUCCACAUAAGGAUAAGGGAACAUUGGAAUUCAUUUUCUCCUUGCUCUGCAAAUCUCCAGAUCAAUCAAAAUGUGGGGUUUCAUCUCCAGUCUUUCCAAGAGACAAGGAGCAGACCUUUUUAACUCCAGCCUGGAAGUCUCCCAGUAGUGGCCCUGAGCAUCCCAGGAAGUGUUUCCCCCUCAGGACACCCUUUCCAGCAGGAAUGUCAGCUCUGGCUUUCCUAGAACACCCCAAGCUGAGGCAGAGCAGCCAGCAGUGCCCAGGGCAGGGAGUCUGGUCCUUGGAAUGACUCUGGGAAAGCAGCAGGGUGGCACAGCUGGAAGAGGCAGAGCUCUCACAAACCCAUCCCAGUGGGCAGAGCUGGCUCAGGUGAGCCUGGGCUCAGCUCCUCCAACUGAUUCCUGACAUUCCAGGAGAAUCCACGUCCUUUCCCACACAGUUAAUUCCUGAAUGGAUCAGUCCCCCCCUGCUCCCUCCCAGAUCAACUUCCCUGCUCAAACCUUGCCCUUGGUCAUUCCAAAGCCAAUUUGCUCCGUCUUCCAACUUUUCCUGCUCUUUUCCAAAGGAUCACAAUUUAAAAGUUGUACUCCCCUAGAUUUGGUGUGACAGCAGGAGCAAGAGGACAGAAGUGUUAAUAAAAGCAAGCUCAUUAAUCAUAAAUAACCUACUUGGGAGAUGCUUUUCCAAGGCAAAAUCCAUCCUGGGAAUGGGAAUGCAAGCUGGACUUCCUGGGACAGACCUUAGAUGAGCCGCUAGGAACCCAAGUGGUUUCACUUCCAUGUUUUCAGGACAUUAUUUUUUUUUAAAAGCAUGAAAAUAAACCUUUAUUUCAGUUAACACCCACCAAUAUUAAAGAGAAAUGUUCACAGUUUUAGCUCUUGACACAAAUGGACUGGAAGAGGUAAAUUUACAUCUGGCAGAACAGCAGAAGGACCAAUUCUAAGUUACAAGCUGUGUUGAAAAUCACUCUCUGGGCCAUUUGGGAAUGGUCUAGAGCAGGGAAAGGGAAAAUCCAGCUGGCAAAAUCACCUGGAACAGCCAAUAGAGUUUGGAUCAGGGAAGGUUUGUGCUCCAGGGAAAGCUUUGCUCCACGUUUCUGUUUGCUGUGCUAUCCAGGGUGUCCCUUGGGCUGGAAGUGCAGCACAUCCCACCAAACAGGAGAGGGAAAGGAACAACUCUGUUCCUACACCAGCCCCACACUGAGAGCAGCCAGGAGAGGUGAAGCAGGAGAUUUUCCUACCCUCUGAUGGAAAAUUGGCCUCCUCCUCCCGCCUGGGGCUGGAAAUCCAGGCCAAGGAACUGAUCUGUGAUACUCACAGUGGGUCACGACACGAGCUCUCGUGGAAAACAGCUCAGGAAAAGCAAAGGCAGCUGCUGACACCACAGCUGAGCAGGCUGGGAUUCCAUAUUCCAAGCUCUCCAACACUUUCUGACUGUCCUGCACAGUUUUUAUAAAAAUAGGGCGUUACCUUUCUUUUUCUACCUACCUAAGAAACUACAAAUACCUUCUAAUCUGCCCAAAGAGGAAAACAUGAAAUAAAAUGAGAGAUUUGUUCCUAUUCUCCUAACAAAUGCUGGAUAAAACCCCUAAGAAAUCCUCUUUCUUAGUCAUUCACUCAACUCCUUUUGUGUAUUGAAGGGAUGGAUACAUGGGGAUGAAACUGAACUUGUGGUGGAUUUCCAUGUGAGAGAAGGAAUUUCUUAAAAUCAUUCUCUGGAAAAACAAUCCUUGGUGCUGUCCCCAGCAGAUCCUGAGCCCGAGCUGCAUCUGGAUGGAGAGGUGAAGUGUUGAGGUUUUGGGCUGAAUUUUUGGUGGCUCAGGCACAGAUGGUCAUUGUCCCAGUCUGAAGCCAUGAGCCACAACUUCCUCCUGAGCCAGCCCUGCUCCUUCCUGGGAAUGCAGCCUGGGAAUGCAGCCUGGGAAUGCCUCAGGUACUGCUGUGCCUGUGUGACAAUCCUACAUCCCAGCUGGAAUCCGUGUGGGCUUCCAGAGCCACAGCCGCCACCUUCCUCCCACUCCCAGCUCCAACAAUUACCCCAAACUCAUGGUUUUGGUACCCCCCAACCCCAGCUCCAACAGCAGGAAUUAUCCCCAGCUUGGGGUAUCCCAGUUCUAAGGACAGGAAUUGCCCCAAACUCAGGGUUAUCCUCUCAAACAAAAAGCAAAGGUAAUUUAAAAACUUUUUUUUUUUUUUUUUUGCCAACAAAGCAUCUUGUUCUGUUGAAGGGAAGGAGGAAGGAAUAAAAGGGGGAGUGAAAGGUGGGGUACAGGAAUUUUAAAAAACCUGGUUUUCAGACCAGUUACCCAUUGCUGGAUCCAUACACAGGUAUUGAAUCAUAAACCAACAUGCUUUGAAUCUUGAUUUCAAGUAUCUGCUUUCAAUUUUCUAGAAAGAUUUUGUGUAAACAAAACUACCCAACAGAGAUGAAAAAAAAAAGACUGGUUUUCCAUGUUGGAAAUGAAGCAUUAAAACUUGUUUUAAAGUACUCCAGGAGUUCAUUCCAUACAGCACUAACAGCCUGCCAAAUUAAUAUUCCACAGAUUCCAUGGGCUGAGAAAAACCUGCCAAAGAGGAAUUAAGGAAACUGAAGUAGUGUGCAAUAAUUAAAACCUAAUUUGGAUUUUUGGGGGGGAGGAAGGGGGAGGGGGGAAAAGUCUAAAAUCCUGAAUUUAAAAAAAAUGAACACAAAUGAAGGGAAAGCUUUUAACUGGUACACACUGUUCACACCUAUAUUUCAAGUUUGGAAACGCAUAUUUUCAAGCAGCAAUACAAAAAAGUAUCCAUGAAGAAUGCAUAAUCUCUGAAAAAAUUAUGAAAACAUCCCUGCUACCAUUACAUUUCUAAAUACAAAAC